Molecule: messenger RNA, 2199 nt
Organism: Marmota flaviventris (yellow-bellied marmot)
Lineage: Eukaryota; Metazoa; Chordata; Mammalia; Rodentia; Sciuridae
Gene: Lrrn4
Product: leucine rich repeat neuronal 4
Biological process (GO): long-term memory
Cellular component (GO): plasma membrane
Molecular function (GO): protein binding
Source: RefSeq, a predicted model, not a curated record
AUGCGGUGGACCCUGCUGCUACUGCGGCUGCUGAAUGUGCUGCACCGGAGCCAGGCAGAGACUUUCCAGGAGAAGGUCCCGCUCUUCCGACUCACUCAGCAGGGGCCCUGGGAGAGUGACGCCAGCAAUGCCACGGGCUCGCCCUGCGAGGGGCUCCUGGCCACAGGAGCCUCGGCCUUGAACCUGGCCAACCGCAGCCUGGAGCGCCUGCCCAGCUGCCUGCCUCGCUCGCUGCACAGCCUCGACGGCAGCCACAACCUGCUGCGCGCCCUGAACAUGCCCGAGCUCCGCCACCUGCCGCAGCUGCAGGUGCUGACGCUGCGCCACAACCGCAUCGCAGCGGUGCGCUGGAGCCCCGGCGGCCCAGGGGGGCUGCACACGCUGGACCUUAGCUACAAUCAACUGGCCGCCCUGCCUCCCUGCGCGGGGUCUGCGCUAAGCAACCUCCGCGUGCUGAUCCUUGCCGGGAACCCACUGCAGGCGCUGCAGCCUCGGGCCUUCGCCUGCUUCCCCGCGCUACAGCUCCUCAACCUCUCGGCCUCCGCUCUGGGCCUCGGAUUCCAGGGUGGCAUCACCGACGGAGCGUUCGCUGGGGCGGAUGGCGAGCCUCUGGCCGCGCUCGAAACCCUGGAUCUCAGCAGCACAUACCUAGAGCGAGUUGAAACUGGGUGGAUCAGAGACCUGCCGAAGCUCACGUCCCUUUACCUGAGGAAGAUGCCCAGGCUGAGGAUCCUGGAGGGAGACAUUUUCAAGAUGACCCCUAACCUCCAGCAUCUGGAUUGUCAGGCCUCCCCAGCACUUACUUCCGUCCACACACACAUCUUUCAAGACACUCCUUGUCUACAGGUCCUUCUGUUCCAGAAUUGCAACUUGAGUUCCUUCCCUCCUUGGACCAUGAAUUCCUCCCAGGUUCUGUCCAUCAACCUCUUCGGCAACCCUCUCACUUGCAGCUGUGAGCUGUCCUGGCUCCUUGUGGAUGCAAAGAGAACUAUCCUAAGCAGGGCCAAAGACACUAUGUGCAUACCAGCUGCUGGAUCUGGAGGUCCCUUCUCGGUUCCUCUUCUGCUCUCCCAGCUGCCUGAUCUGUGCAGGUCAGACCACAGGACCACCGUCCUGGCUUCAAACCCACCCUCCUUUGACCACUCAGGCUAUACACCAUCUACACAGGGUCCCUCCACCCAGCCUUCAGGAGGCCAACAGAGCGUCACCAACACCCCCUCCCACCCUGCGGUUUCCCUCUCACAAGCUGCAUGGACUCAUGGUGAUGCUGGGGAGGGGACUGCCCAGUCCAGUGUCAACUCCACGGCAAGUUACUAUAACUUCAGUGUUCCACCCAAUGCUGCCAGCACAGCUGGGACAAAUCAUGGAGGAAAACAUACUACCAGGAUUGUCCUUGAAACUGAUGUCUCAGCUGCCUCCACCCCACAGGCCAGCAAACACCGUGGUCCCUUCCCCACCUCAAGGAACCCCGUGCACACAUCUCAGACUGAUCAGAGGUCACAGGCCACCCCCCAGGUUCCCCAGCCGAGUCCUUCGGAGGGUGGGAUUCCAGUCGUCUUGUUGGAUGACUAUGGUGAAGAGGAAGGGACCAAGGAAGAGGUGAGAGCACCUGAACAGUAUGUCGCUUGUGAUUACCAUCCAUGCAAGCACUUGCAGACCCCAUGCGCCGAACUGCAGAGGCACUCAGGGUGCAGCUGCCCUGGCCUCAGCCGGGAAGACACUAUUCCAGACCCCCCCAGGCUGCAGGGGGUGUCAGAAAUGACAGACACAUCAGCACUCAUCCUCUGGUGUGCCCCCAACUCAGUGGUGCAUAGGUACCAGAUCCGCUACUUCGCAGAGGGCAAGGCAGAGAACCAGACAGUGGUAGAGAACAUCUAUGCCACCGCCCGUCAGCACCCUUUGUAUGGGCUCUCGCCUGGCACCACAUACCGCGUGUGUGUGCUGGCAGCCAACAGGGCUGGCCUGAGCCUGCCUCGGGCCUCAGGCUGGAGGAGGGCAUGCACCAACUUCACCACCAAGCCCAGCUACUUGGGCAUCUUGGCAGGACUGUGUGCAACCAGCAGUCUUCUGCUUAUCAGCACGCUAGUGCUGUCUGUGUGUCUCUGCAGGCGGGGUUGGACAUCACACAGGCAGCGCUACGAUACACACUUGGUGGCCUUCAAAAACCCAGUGAUGGCUGAAAGCGUAGCUCAGUGGUAG